Ylistrum balloti is the source of this 1683-nucleotide messenger RNA. RefSeq names its product transducin beta-like protein 2. The transcript has 12 exons. The record is from RefSeq and is a predicted model, not a curated record. Gene Ontology annotation, biological process: endoplasmic reticulum unfolded protein response. Bases 1 to 1362 code for a protein of 453 amino acids. Lineage: Eukaryota; Metazoa; Mollusca; Bivalvia; Pectinida; Pectinidae. Gene Ontology annotation, molecular function: protein binding. Gene Ontology annotation, cellular component: endoplasmic reticulum.
AUGGCGGAUUUAACCGAAGCUUCUGCUGUACCGGCUCUGGCAGUAACUGCGGCUGUUGGAGCUGUCGUACUACUAUUGGUACUUCUUUGUAGUGUAUGGAAAAAAGAUACCAAAGACCAGAAGGAAGACUCUGGUGAAAAUCAAGUAUCUAAAGUCAAGACAGAACCAGUUAAACAAGAAAAAAACUCAAAGAAGUUGAAGCUGAAUAUUCGGUCAAAGAAACCACAGCAGGUGCAAGUGACACAUCCCUGGCUGGCAAGCACUCUGAAGGGAAACAGCAGUGCUGUGUUAGGAAUAGACUUCAGUCCAAAUGGCAAAUAUCUCAUUACCACUGCUGAAGAUCGCUGUGUUAUGUUAUGGAGCACCAAAGAUUUCAACCAAAAGGAACACAAAUUUAUUAAAGGCAUUGUAGAACUGGAUCAUGGGACUCAAGUCAAAUUCAGCCCAGAUACCAAAGCUUUCAUUAUAAGCUUAGCCAAUGAAAAUGCUCUGCGAGUUUAUCGAAUAGGCAAGAAAGACGAUGGGUCGCCAGGCAAUAUCACCUCUGCUUUUGACUUUCCCAAGGUACACCAGGCAGACAUAAUAAGAAUAGGUAUAGCAAGUAAUGGCAAAUAUAUAAUGUCGUGUGGUAGUGAUACAACCAUUAUCAUCUGGACCAUUAAAGGUGAAGUGCUUGAGUCUAUCGACACGCAUCAGAUGAACAAUUCCUUUGCUUGUGUCUCACCUUGUGGUAGAUUUGUUGCAUCUUCAGGAUUUACACCAGAUGUAAAAGUGUGGGAAGUAUGCUUCAACAAAAAUGGAAGCUAUUCAGAUACCAAGCGGGCAUUUGAACUAAAGGGACAUACCGCAGGAGUUUAUAGUUUCUCAUUUAACAAUGAUUCCAGUAGAAUGGCAUCAGUGUCUAAAGACGGUACAUGGAAAUACUGGGAUACUAAUGUACGUUAUGAGAUGAACCAAGAUCCAUACCUGCUACACACAGGAAACAUCAGUUACUCCGGCCAUUGCCUCAUAGCUUUGUCACCAGAUGGUAGGACAGUCACAGUAGGGGGAGAGAACUCUAUUACAUUUUUCAAUGCUGUCUCUUGCAAAGAAGAAGAAAGUGUGGAUAAUAUUCAUUUAGGUGGCUUAGUAGAUUUGAGUUUUGAUACGACCAACAAAUAUCUAGUGACCGCAGGCGAUCGCUAUGUACAUGUGUUCCAUAAUGUUACUGGUUACCAAGCAACAGUAGAAGACCUCCUUGAAAAGGAGAAAAAAGCAUCUUCAACAGCCAUGAGGGAUCGUGUCCGCCAACAGAUCUCAGAUGCUAGGUCAUCGUUGGACAGUAUACUCGGGCAGUCAAACGGCCACGUUAACAACAAAUGAUGCUCAGACACAUUUAUCCAUUACAUGGCAGCAUUCCUGACAAACAUUACACACUAUUUUUAUAAUAUCACUUGAUAAUUUUGGAGUGAUUUCUCGACUAAAAUAAUGAAAUGUUGAUGUUCCCUUAAGAAAGGUUUUGUCAUUGUGUUUCUGUUUAGUUUUGGGUAUGGUUUUGUUAUCGUUUUAUCGCUGUCCUCUUUUCAUGAUUAAUAUUAUACAAUAUAUGUUCACUUAAACAUAUGAAGACAAUUUGAAAUGAAAUUGUUUUUGAAGCCAAACACACACUUUUUUUCCUAUAAACACUUUUCAGAUCAAACUUGA